CUGCAGUGACUGUCAGUAACCAUGCAGCGGCCCGACUGCAAUACCAGUAAUAUCAUUACUUGAAGAGCUGUCGAGUCGUGUCAUGUUUUAAUCGUGAUAAAUUUCGUAAACAAUGGCGAGUAUUCUGUUUUACGCGAUCGCGUGGCUAAUCGUGUGUAACGAUGUAAGCGGCAAAUCCAACGAUAAGCUACAAUGUAAAGACGAAAACAAUGCACCCGUUGAUUGGUACGUGGCGUACAAGUUACCGAAAACUUCAACCAGUAGCAAUCCUCUGAUUAGAGAAGGCUAUGCUUAUCUCUAUAUAACAAACGCAACUGUAGAGAGCGGUUGGUCGUUGUCUACCAAGUCCAUCGGUUCAAAUAAUUCCAUCCUUGGAGUCACGUUAGCGCCACUCUACGAUGACAAAAUCGAAGCCAAAAGUAUGUGGAGUUUGUACAACGACAAUCCUCCAGAUGCACCGACAGUCUUUAAAUAUGGCCACGCGAAGGGCGUAGUGAUGGUUAACAGCGACCAGGGGUUUUGGUUAAUUCAUAGCGUGCCGAGUUUCCCUCCAGUUCCAACAGUCGGCGAGGUAACUCGUCCUACGAUCAGGGAAAACAUAACUAUCGCUGGCCGGUAUAAUUAUCCAGACAGUGGAACGCUCUUUGGACAGAGUUUUCUGUGUGUCUCCAUCGGCAGUGAUCAAUUCAACACUCUCGGCGAACAGUUAAUGUACAAUGAGAUAGUAGUGUACGCUAAAAAUAUUCCCGAUACUCUAGGCAACGAGUAUCCACUGUUGAGGAACGCUACCAAUCAGAAACGCGUUAAAUCACCCCCCUACAACAGCAAAGCUUCGAUAAGAACCUUGGGAUCGGUCGAGUUCACUUCGUUCGCCAAGGGUAGCAAGUGGCAGAAAGAUUUGUACGCCGAUUUCGUCGCGCCGCAGUUGCAGACGAAUCUGUACGUGCAGUCGUGGUUGAACGGACGUGGGAAACUUCCGUCCACCUGCAGCCGUAGAAAAAUUUACAACGUAAAGAGCCUUCGGUUCGAGGCGGCCAAUAUUGAUUUCACGAGCAGCCGCGAUCACUCCAAAUGGGCCAUAACAGUCACCAAGAAAGCAGCCGCUCAUUGGGUUUGCGUGGCCGAUAUUAACAGAGCCGACACGCAGUAUUCCCGAGGCGGCGGAGCCAUGUGUUUCAAACAGAACCAAGUGUGGAACGAUUAUCGCAGUGUUAUAAACGACGUGGAGCCUUGCUCCACAACGUAAACGUGACAUUUUCUCUUUUAGUUGGAGAUAUAACGAAUCUCGAUACGUUUACGCGGAGUUGUGCAUAGAAAGAGUACUGGACACUUGAGGAGUACAACACACUAGCGAUAGCUAAAACAAGUUAGACGAUUACCGUUGAAUGUACAAUCAGGAGCAAAACUGAACUAUUAUACUAUAAAUCAACGUUGAUCAUUAUUUCAUUUUCAUAGAAAACGUACACUAUUUCGUAACAUUUAAGUUCUCCUUUGGUCUCUAGCCAAUAAUUUGUUCUCCUUUUGUUUCUCCUUUAGCUCCUCUAGUAAUAUCCUUCUAUAAUAAAUUUGCUACAAUUUCGGUCUA
Messenger RNA from Hylaeus anthracinus, 1585 nucleotides. RefSeq names its product plancitoxin-1 (gene DNaseII). Gene Ontology annotation, molecular function: deoxyribonuclease II activity. Gene Ontology annotation, biological process: apoptotic DNA fragmentation. Lineage: Eukaryota; Metazoa; Arthropoda; Insecta; Hymenoptera; Colletidae. The transcript is spliced from 7 exons. The coding region runs from base 113 to 1246 and encodes 377 amino acids. The record is from RefSeq and is a predicted model, not a curated record.